GACCCGAGCGGAAGUGGGUGGGGGGGUUGGUUCUUUUCGUUUUGCUGUUGCGCUGCGGCGGCCUCACGCGACUUGUCCAAGUCGUUGGUUUGUUUGGAAUAUGGCUCAGCAUGGAAAUCCUGUAGCCAGUUCCCAAAAAGCACUCAUGCUGGAGAUGAAAAGUCUCCAGGACGAACCGGUGGAAGGCUUCAAAAUUACUCUGGUCAACGAGUCGGACAUGUAUAACUGGGAAGUGGCGAUAUUUGGGCCACCGAACACACACUACGAAGGCGGUUAUUUUAAGGCCUUGCUCAAGUUCCCAGUGGACUACCCAUACUCUCCUCCUUCUUUUCGUUUCCUCACCAAAAUGUGGCAUCCUAACAUUUAUGAGAAUGGCGAAGUGUGCAUUUCAAUCCUGCACCCGCCAGUGGACGACCCCCAUAGUGGCGAGCUGCCUUCAGAGCGGUGGAACCCCACACAAAAUGUCAGGACCAUCCUACUCAGCGUCAUCUCCCUUCUCAACGAGCCCAACACCUUCUCUCCUGCCAAUGUUGAUGCCUCCGUGAUGUACCGCAGGUGGAGGGAGAGCAAAGGCGAAGACCAGGAAUACAUUGAAAUCAUCAGGAAGCAGGUGCAGGCUACCAAGAGCGAAGCAGACCUUGACGGCGUCAAGGUUCCCGUCACCCUUGAAGAGUACUGCGUCCGCACCCAAGUGCCACCCACGGACGACGGCUCCAACCUGUUGUACGACGACAGCUCCAGCCUGUUGUAUGACUACGACCCCGAUGACGAAGGCCAAGCCGAUAACUACCGGGACAUUUGUUUUACCGACAAUGAGUCUGACAAUGACUACUACUAAAACUAUCAUCCUGUAUUAUGCACUCGCCAAUGUUUUUUUUUUUUUUUUUUUUUUUUUUGCCGGUGAUGUCUCAAUUCUCCAGUCAUUUUAGCUGUUUUGUUUUGUCAGUUUCAAAUCUACCACACCAUCAUCAGGGAAAAUGAGAGGUGGGGUGACCCAACUGCAAUAAUGUGUCAGAAGCCUUGCCACGUUUUGGAUCUAAAUCCUUCCCUAUCAUCCUCCAUGUACUUUUCUGUUUGCUGCCUAACCAACUUGGAAGUCAUUUACUGUAGAUUUGUAGCGAUACUGGGAUGCCUCUGUGAAAGCAGGAAAGUAUCGCAGCAUCUUCCAACACGUUCUUUCAGUCAUUGUUAUUCUUGAUCAGGACAAAAAUGGCUCCUCGCUUCUGAACUUUCCAGGGUUUCCUGAACUAACGGUAUACAUAUUGAUUUGAAAUGAUGUGCAAGUUUUAUCAAUUCAGUACUGUAAGCACCAUCCCUUUUGUUUGGUUAAACCCUGAUGUUUGUCGGCUGGGUGACAUCCUCUUUAUUUAUUUUUUAAAGGCAUGUGCCUAAACAGUGGGCUCAAAUAAGCCAAUCUGAUAGUUGAUGAGCAUUGGAUUGAACAAAAGUAUUUGGGUAACAGUAAGAAAAAUUUAAUGUGUUUAUUGGAAAAACUAAACAUGAUGCAAGUUUAUUCAAAACACUCAGGAAAAAUACAAACAUCUGACUUCACGGACUCUCUACAAUCCACUUUGAUGUGCGUGUAGAUAUUUUGGAUGAUUUUUUUUUUUUUCAAGAAGGUUGUAUAUUUAAAAAGUGAAAUAAAGGUCUAUUAUAUUUUAGUUAUUAGUUGA
Molecule: messenger RNA, 1673 nt
Organism: Corythoichthys intestinalis (scribbled pipefish)
Lineage: Eukaryota; Metazoa; Chordata; Actinopteri; Syngnathiformes; Syngnathidae
Product: ubiquitin-conjugating enzyme E2 R2-like
Exons: 5
Coding region: 101-838 (245 amino acids)
Biological process (GO): ubiquitin-dependent protein catabolic process; protein polyubiquitination
Molecular function (GO): ubiquitin conjugating enzyme activity
Source: RefSeq, a predicted model, not a curated record